UGUACUAUGGUACAUAGUAUUUGAAUAAUUCUACUAAAAUAUUUAAUAAAUAGGAAUUGGAUUUACUCAAUUAAACGAACUUUCGGCUUCGCUCGAAAUACCUUGCCUCUCAGCUACUUCUUUUUCAAAAUAUCUCGUAGAAGUUGGAAAUGCUGUUCAGGAUACAGCAUGGGAUGAAAUGAUUAUAGCUGGGAACGAAGAGAGACAAUUAGCUUUAGAAUUUGGAAAUACUGACGUUGAUGGUACACCAAUGUGUACUGUUGUUGCGGAUGGCCAGUGGUCUAAACGGAGCUACAAAACUAAAUACGAUGCAUUAUCAGGAGCGGCUACAAUAAUUGGGUACAAAACUGGUAAAGUUUUAUUUGUCGGCAUUAAAAAUCGGUACUGUGCAGUGUGCCAGAGAUCGAAAUCUAUAAGCCAAGAAAUUCCAAAACAUAAUUGCUUUCUUAAUUGGAAACAAGCGUCCACUGCAAUGGAGGCCGAUGGUAUAACGGAAGGUUUUUCAAAAAGCAUUGAAAUGCAUGGACUCAAAUUUAAUAAGCUUAUUGGUGACGGAGACAGUAGUGUUGUGAAACGUCUAAAUGAGAUUUUACCAUAUGGCCCCAGAUUCGUGAUAGAAAAAAUCGAAUGUCGAAAUCACUUACUGCGCAAUUAUAUAAGUAAACUUAAAAUGCUCGCUACAAAAACUGAGUAUCCAGUAACAAUACGGAAGUUUAUAGUGACUAAUAUUUUAAGAUUUCGGUCUGAUGUUACUAAAGCAAUAACUUAUCAAAAAAAUAUAUUGGAUAAAUCAAAAAAUCAGAAAAUUGCAGAUCUUAAAUACGAUUUGAAGAAUGCACCUUAUCAUAGAUUUGGACAACACCAAGAAUGUAAUUCUUAUUUUUGUAAAGGGCCAAAAAUAGGUGAAAUCAACAUGGUACCAGAAGCAUUACGAUGUGGUAUUUUACUAGAAAUAGACAAAAUUACAUCUCGUUUAGUAAAUAAUAGCUCCAGUUUAAUUGAAGAUCUAGAUAAUAAUAUAUGCGAACAAUUUAACUCAAUUAUCAAUAAAUACGUGGGCGGAAAAAGAAUUAAUUUUUCGCAAAGUAAUAAUUAUUCGACCCGGGUAAAAGCAGCUAUUAUUUCCUUUAAUUCCAGAACAUAUUUACGCACAAUACAUAAGAAAAUUAUGAAUUUUAGUCCAGGAAAAAUAGGUAAAAAGUUUAUAAAAAAUACCGAUCGUAUAAGGUUGAAUACUGUAAACCGACGGAUAUUAAAUAAUAAUCAAAAAAGGUAUAGGAAAAAAAUGGUUAGUGCCCGAUCAAAAGGUCCUGACAGUCAUUAUGGGUUAGCUGAACCCCUUAUGGAUACUAUAGACGAAGAUGAACUACAGGAAAAGAAAAAUACAUUUAUUCAAUAUCUGCAUACAGUUGACACAAAACAAAUAGAAAUUGAUACGAGGGACCAAAACUUGAAUCCCAAUUGGUUUCAAGAACGAAAAAUCAGGUUGACAGCUUCACGGUUUGGUGAAAUUUGCAAAAUGCGACCAAACACCAGCUGCAAGACCAAAGUCCAUAGUAUACUUUAUAAGCCUCCAGUUACAUCAAAACAAAUGACUUAUGGACAUAAUAUGGAACAUGAAGCUAGACAAAAACUGAAGGAAAUCAUUAAGCUUGAUGUUCAAUUAUGUGGUCUUGUUAUAGAUACUAUUUUUCCAUACUUAGCAGCAAGUCCAGAUGGUUUGGUUGGAGAUCAAGCUAUUGUAGAAAUCAAAUGUCCAUACACAGCAAAAGAUAGCGAAAACAGUAUUGAUGCCGUAAAUAAUAAACUUUUGUCAUAUUGUUAUAUAACACAAGAAAAUACACUCAAGUUAAAAAAUGAUCAUCAAUACUAUUAUCAAGUUAUGGGUCAACUUCAUAUAACACGUAGAAAUGUUUGUUAUUUUGUUGUUUAUACUAAAAAAUGGACAAGUGUAGAACAUAUUUAUUACAAUAAAACAUUUUGGGAAGAAAAAAUGGUCCAAAAGUUGAAUUUGUUUUAUACAGAGUGUAUUUUACCAGAAAUUGUUGAUCCGCUAUACGGGAAAAGACUUCUUAUAUCAGACAUAAGAGAACCCACUUAUAUAAAAGAAAAAAUAAACAAGUGACUAACAAUUUAAAUAGUAUAUAAAUGUACCUAUAUACCUAAAUAGACUAAGUAUACUAUGUAAUAUAAUACAUUAUAUUGUAAAUACCUAUACUAUUAUUAGGUAUCCUUCUAAUUAAAAUCUUUAUACAUAUUAAUUUACUCAUUAA
Molecule: messenger RNA, 2273 nt
Organism: Metopolophium dirhodum (rose-grain aphid)
Lineage: Eukaryota; Metazoa; Arthropoda; Insecta; Hemiptera; Aphididae
Exons: 8
Coding region: 179-2125 (648 amino acids)
Source: RefSeq, a predicted model, not a curated record